GAGAAACGGGACGGGCGCACGGCAGAUCAACAACGGCAGCCAUGUUCGGCAAGAUAGUUCUGUUCCUUUCCGCAUUGGCUCUGGCAGGAGCGCAGAUACCCAGCCUCGGCUUCUGCCCCGAAUACGUACCUAUGGCCAACUUCGACAUGACCAAGUUCUUAGGCGUUUGGUACGAGGCUGAGAGGUAUUUCCAAUUGACGGAGGUGGUGUCGAGAUGCGUGAUGGCCAAUUACACGUUGGGCGCGGAUGGGAAAUUCCGUGUCAGCAACGAAGUAACGAACAGAUUCACGGGGAUCAAGAGGGUGUUGGAGGGCGAGAUAAAGAAAGCCGCCUCGAAAGCGGAGGAGGGAAAACUGAUCGUCAAGUACACGAUCCCGUUGACACCCGAGACCAAGUACUCGGUCCUCGAGACGGACUACGAAUCGUACGCUGUCCUGUGGAGUUGCUCGGGCAUCGGCCCGUUCCACACCCAGAACGCGUGGGUCAUGACGAGGGAGAGAUUGGCGCCGGGCACGGUGUUGCAAAAGGCGUACGCAGUUCUGGACAAGUACAAGAUCUCGAAAACGUUCUUCGUGAAGACGAAUCAGGAGGACUGCGCCCUGUUGGACGCGAAACCGUCCCAGGAGCCGCAGGUCGAGGGGGGAGGGGAGAAGCCGGAGGAUGUGAGGUCGGCGGUGGCGCCGGACGCGCCGCAGGCGAUCCUCGAUUCGAAGGAAAGGCCCAACAGCGAGGAGAAGCAGCCGGCGGCCAACACGGUUCCGGAACGCAUCAUGGAAGUGGCGGAUACUGUGAGGGGGGAGGGGGAGACGAAGGCGCCGACGAAGGCAGAGGAGGGGGGAGGGUCGAGGGGAGCGUACGUUGUGGCCAACCUUGAAUCCGCUUCUCCUCCGAUCCUCGAGUCUUCAACGUGUGUACAACGAUUCGAAAUGUUGCGGAUAUACUUGAUCCUAACGAUCGCAGCAACCGCGGCGAUGGCGCAGGUACCAUUUUUGGGCUCGUGCCCCGUAGUGGAAACCAUACCGAAUUUCGAUAUAAAAAAGUACGUGGGCAAAUGGUACGAGAUCGAAAAAUAUUUCGCCUUCUUCGAGUUCGGCGGGAAAUGCGUUACGGCGAUUUACAGCGAGGGCGAGAAUAGCGCGAUCAAUAUUUUGAACAAGCAGAUAUCGGCCCUGACCGGAGUUUCGUCGAGUAUAGAGGGGGUUGGAAAACCGGUUGUCAAGAUCGAAGAGGCGAAAUUGAUCGUUACAUUCCCAACUUUGCCCCUUCCGGUGGACGCCCCUUAUUGGGUUCUUGACACCGAUUAUACGAGCUACGCUGUCGUGUGGAGUUGUUCCAACUUCGGCGUGUUUAGCAUGAGGAACGUUUGGAUUUUGGCGAGAGAACCGAAGCCACCGGUAUCCGUGUUGGAGAAAGCGUAUCAAGUAUUGGAUAAAAAUAAUAUAAGCAGGGCGUAUUUUAUCCGUACGGAUCAGAAAAAUUGCCCUCUAGAGAAUUAAAGGGAGAACGAUCGAUCGAAAAUCAUCGUUUGUUCGAAAGAGUAAGUCGUUUCGUUUGUAAAAUACGUUUUGUGCUCAACUUUAUUAGCGAUUAUUUAUUCAUCUUUAUUUAUUCUUUUUGAUAAUUUGUAAGUAUAAAUUUGCUUUAUCGAGCGUCGAUAAAGAAAUUUGGAUACGUCAAAUUUAUAUUAAGACCGUGCAAUCGAAUAGCUUAACGAGACUCGACCUUAUUAUCAAUUUAUAAUUUAGCUUGAUUUUGUAAAAUUACGAGUAUUAAAAUUUUACGCUUUUUAUUGCAUAAUAAAUAUUCACCGGAGCAGAUGUAGAUAUAGUUAAAAUGUUAUUAUAUACCUUAUGGUAACGUGUUGUUAUAUUUAUUUAUUUAUGUGCUAAAUAGAACGAUGUAAUGUACGAUAAGAUAAAAAAAAUAUAUUAAAAAUAUGUGAUAAUGAGAAAUUUUAUAUCGAAGAAUUAAAAAAAUGUUUGAAAUUGUGAA
Molecule: messenger RNA, 1992 nt
Organism: Apis mellifera (honey bee)
Lineage: Eukaryota; Metazoa; Arthropoda; Insecta; Hymenoptera; Apidae
Exons: 9
Coding region: 42-1496 (484 amino acids)
Molecular function (GO): pigment binding
Source: RefSeq, a predicted model, not a curated record